Anthonomus grandis grandis is the source of this 8707-nucleotide messenger RNA. RefSeq names its product nephrin (gene sns). The record is from RefSeq and is a predicted model, not a curated record. Gene Ontology annotation, molecular function: cell adhesion molecule binding. Gene Ontology annotation, biological process: cell-cell adhesion. The transcript has 20 exons. NCBI's taxonomy places the organism in Eukaryota, Metazoa, Arthropoda, Insecta, Coleoptera, Curculionidae. The coding region runs from base 469 to 4461 and encodes 1330 amino acids. Gene Ontology annotation, cellular component: cell-cell junction.
GUCGAAGUCACAAUCGGGCAUAUUCGAGAUCCGGCGUACCGGAGCCUGCACGUGAAGAGCCAUCAGUCCCAUGCAGAGCUUUUCCGUUGCCGGAGCAGAGUUUUCGAGUCCGGGCGGGUCUUCUCUCACUCCGGACGCUUUUUAUGUUACACUCGAAGUUACUGCACGGACUUUGUAGUUUGCAAAUUUCGCACUUUUUCUCGCCGGUCAGUUUUUUUUUCUAAAAAAAAACUACGAAAAUGUUUCUGGGUGUUGCAGCUAGAAAAUGAGUUUUCGAGCGAUCAGUUAAGCGUUGUGGAUUUUUGCUUUAUAGUGAAACAAGGAUUUGUUUAGGGUGAAAAUAUAUGAUUUUUGAUGACAGAAAAAGUGACGCAUUACGGUGGAAUAUAAUAUUAUAGAGUGAUUAAAGAAACAUAUUAGUGAUUUUUUACUAUUAGUGGUGUUACUCUUGGAUUUACUUAAUUGAAAAUGGAUACGUUUAUUUUUAAAACGCUUCAUCUUUUAUCUGUAAUCUCCGUCACGCUAGGAGCACAACAGUAUUUUAGAGUACAACCCCAUGAUGUAAAAGUACAAGAAGGGGGAGAAGCUAUGUUAGAGUGCGAGGUAGCUAAUUUGGCUGGAGCAGUUCAAUGGACAAAAGAUGGAUACGCCCUUGGUUUUUCGUCGGUAAUCCCAGGAUUUCCGCGCUACUCCGUUAUCGGGGACCGAAGGAACGGGGUGUACAACUUGCGGAUAAGCAACGCGUCCCUGGAGGACGAUGCCGAGUAUCAGUGCCAAGUUGGUCCCUCGAAACUAAACAAGGCCAUUCGAGCGGACGCCAGACUCAACGUUAUUUCUCCUCCGUCCUCCGUAGAGAUUUUAGACCAUAGACAUAACUCGAAGAUCGAAAUAAAAGAAAAUCAAGAAUUCCAUCUGGAGUGUCGGGUUCGUAAUGCCAAACCAGCUGCAAAGAUUGUUUGGUACAGAGGAAAUGUAGAAAUCAACAUACCGAAUAGGGAAGACCAAACAAUAGAAAUUCCUGGAAAAAAUGGCGAUAAACGAAUUACCAGGUAUGACACCCAUUCGAGGAUAUCCUUAAAACCGACUGCUGAAGAUGACUAUGCUGAAUAUACCUGCGAAGCUCGACACGAAGCGCUGUCAACAGACAUUCCAGUUAGAGCUACUGUACAACUGAGUGUGUUGUACCCACCUGGAAUGCCUUAUAUUGAGGGAUAUACUGAAGGAGAGACCAUUAAAAGAGGUCAAACGGUCGAAUUAGUAUGCAGAAGUCGUGGAGGUAAUCCCCCAGCUCAACUAAUUUGGUAUAAAAAUGGCGAACAAAUCAGAAUGGCUUAUAGAACCGCUGGGAGAGUAUCUGAAAAUGUGUACACCUUUACCGCUGAUGCUAGCGACAACAAAGCUAGGUAUAAGUGUGAGGCUAGCAACAUUAUGUCUAAGAACCCAUUAAAAGCUGAAAUUGAUAUGACUGUAUUAUUCUCUCCUGCUCAUGUGACCAUAUCUGGACCUACAGAAGCCAGAGUUGGAGACCCUGUGCCUUUAACUUGUACCACCGCUAAUUCAAAUCCUCCGGCAGAAAUUAAGUGGAUGGUUGCAGGCAGACAAGUUAGAAAUGUAACUUCAAGAACAAUAGUUUCUCCAGAAGGCGGUUGGAUUACUACCUCAAAUAUAACUGCUAUAGUUGAACCUAAUAGAAGAAGCCUUGUUGUAAUUUGCCACGGACUGAAUAUGCAAUUAACUGAAAAUGUCGUUUCUACUCAUACUAUAAAUGUUUUAUACCCUCCAAGUCAGCCGUUUAUACACGGGUAUACAGAAGGUACCCACGUGCCAGCAGGUACUGUUCAAAAGAUAUCAUGUACUUCUUCAGGUGGAAAUCCUUUAGCCACUCUAACAUGGUAUAAAAAUGAUAAAAAGAUUCACUCUGCAGUAAAAUCCACAGAUAAGUCAGUAACAGCGGAAAUAACCAUUUUAACAAACGUCACUGACAAUGAAGCUCGAUACCGAUGUGAAGCUGCUAACUCAGCUACAGAAAUACCCUUAUUUGAAACUAUUACGUUAAGCGUAUAUUUUGCCCCAGAAACAGUUAGAAUACGCCAAGUUCCAGAAGGCUUAAAGCCUAACGAGGAGGCCACCCUUAUAUGCGAUUCUAGCUCUAGCAACCCUCCUGCCAAAUUAUCCUGGUGGAAAGAGGGCAUCCCCGUCCAAGGAUUGACAAAUUACUCGAAACCAGGACUUCAUGGUGGUACCGUGUCCACAAUAGAGCUUAAAGUAAACGUAACUGAAGAUAUGAAUGGAAUCCAGUACGCUUGUCAGGCUCAAAACGAAGCGUUACAACGAAGUGCUCAUGAUUCAAUUACCUUACAAGUUUUAUAUAAACCGGUAUUUGAUAAAAACAACGAAGACGCAAUAACUGGAAUAGAAAAUGAGCCAUUAAUAAUAAACCUCAAAGCAGACGGAAAUCCGGACAAUAUCGCUUACACGUGGACAAAAGACGGUCUGCCAAUUACACAGGCUUCGAAUGGGAAUGGAGCAGAACGAAUCGUUUCGGAAGGGCCGAUAUUAAAUAUAACAAAAUUAUCAAGACAUGACGCGGGCACUUAUUACUGUGAAGCCAUAAAUUCUCAGGGGACCUCUUUAACAUCAGUUAAUGUUACAGUACAAUAUCCAGCAUCAAUAAUCCAAACUAGCGAGACGGUAAUUGUGAAUCCGAACGAAGAGGCGACGCUUUCAUGUACAGCGGACGGCAAUCCACUCGCAGACGACACAAUAACCUGGAAAAGAGACGAUUUUCCAGACUUCGAGGCCAGAACGUCGAUUAUGUACGAUAAAAAUGGAACUUCCAAUCUGAGAAUUACCCAAGUUACCAGAGACGAUCUCGGCAAGUUUCAGUGCAUUGCGAAUAAUGGAGUCGGAAAUUCUACUAUGAGAGAAGUUAUGUUAAUUGUUAAACAUAAACCAGAAAUCGAUGAAAGUCCAUCCCUACUUAAAUUCGCCAGCGAUGCUGGUGAAACAGCAAAAAUGAUCUGCAAAAGCCAAGCAUCUCCUUUAGCAAGAUACACCUGGGCUAGAAAUGGUAGCCCAAUAAAUGUCAAUACUUCUGGAAAAUACUAUUUCACCUACAAACAGAUUGAUCAGUUAACCUCAGAGUCAAUCCUUUAUAUUAGCCAUAUAACAUCAGCUGACUAUGGUAGCUACGAAUGUGUAGCUAGAAAUGAACUAGGAUUUUCUACAAUAUCGCCUAGACUAGAAGUAACAUCGCCACCCGACACCCCAAGUCUCUUGGUAGUUGUAAAUGUUACUCAUGAUUCUGCAGUGCUGGUUUGGACUCCAGGUUUUGAUGGCGGAAUGACGCCUUCGUACCGAAUUAGAUAUAGAAAGACAAAUGAAGAUGGAUAUAAAUACGAGGAUGUACUACCACCAAAUGCAACUACUUAUACAAUAAGAGGACUAGAGGCGGACACCCAAUAUGUAUUUUCAAUAAUGGCGUCCAAUAAAUUGGGCAGCAGCAAGUAUAUGCCUGAUUUGCUUUCUGCAAAAACCUCAACGUUCGAAGGAGAUCAUGUCGAACAAGUGUUGCCAGAGGAAAUGUUAGAAAAGGAAGAUUUAUCAAGGGUGGUUAUUAUCAGUGUGUCGGUUAUAGGAGUCGUUUUGCUUGUGGUGAAUGUAGGCUUGGUAGCCGGAUGUAUGUUAAAGAAAAGAGCCAAAAGGAUAAGAGAACAAAGUAACCAGACCAGCAAGUCAGCUACUAUCGAAAUGUACGCUCCAAGCAGCUACAAUGAUACAAUGACGGGCGAGACACUUUCAUCUGUCAGUGAAAAGAGUGAAACAUACUCGAAUGAAGAGAGCAAUAAUGAAUAUGUGGACGACAGCAGAAGUAAACAGGCGCCGAACUCGUACAUCAUGGAACAGCCUCCCCCAGUGGAUUAUCCUCCAGGUGCGUACCCUGUGUACGAAAUGCAGAUGGGGAGCGUCAGCAUGGCUCAUAAAACUCACACCUUACCUCACCCCCAUCAUCACCAUCAUCAUAACAUGCAUGAUGUCAGGCCGAGGUCGCGUGACGAUCAAAGUCUUGGCACCUACGCGCCUGGUAUGGGCUUAACCUUGGGCAUGUCAGCCAAAUCUUCAUACGUAAGCGCUCCAACACCAACACCACCAGCCGACGGUAGCUAUUACAACAUGUCCGACAGAUACCUUUCUUACCCCCCACCGCUCGACUUUCAAAACAUCCCACCAAUGCCAGCCCACCCCCAUCUUCAACACAACAUGAUCCCAGCGACACCUCCGCUACCAUCUAACGGUUCGCUGUUACGUCAUCAGCGACACGUACCGCCACCAGAUGUGCUUCACAAUACUAGUCAAAAUGCUCAGAUCCUGCAAGCUCAGACGCUGGCACAAAAACGGUCAGAGCUGACUAGUUUCGGAAAUGGUUAUGGGGUUAAUGAACAAGAGGGUCAUCUUGUCUGAGAUCAGGGGGGUGUCGAUAUUUUGUACGUUUUGUAAAAUAAGAUGAAAGUAUGACGAUGAUGAUGUAUGAAAACUUGAUGGUGUAGUGGUGAUGAUUAUGUGUGAAUGUAUUGAUUAUGUAGCUCAAUUGGUAAUAAAAUAUUUCUUGAUCGAGGGAUUUUAGUACUGAUUUUGAUAAAAUAUGUUUUGGCAUUUGAUAUUUUACAGAAAAACAUUUGCAGAGAAUUUUAUCCGUAAACCGUAGUUUUAAAUUUUAUAGUUUCGAGAUAAAAAUGCUUUUUUAAUGUGCGUAUAUGAAACAGUAGAAUGCUGAACUAAAUAGAUCAUCCUAAAUUUUAAAAGCAAUAAAAUGACUAUACUUGCGGACACAGUAUUUGGUCGAAUAGAGAAAAUCUGCAGAAAGCAUUCUGAAAUUACCACAAGGGAAAAAUAAGACAAAAAAUAUCAGAACUACUUGAAAUAAGGUGCAAAAUUAGAGAAUUACCAACCCUAGUAAAUUGAAAAAUAUUAUAAAGAAAAUCAAGCUAGAAAACGUCGAUACCCUGUUAAAACUGAAUACAAAAAAAAAACAAACAAAAAACUAAUUUUGAUUUUUCACAUCUAAUAUAACUAAGUUUUAAAAAACCAAUCUAGCUUUUUAUUUGAAAAAUAUAUUAAACGGAAAGUUUCAUGGUCAUAUUUUUAAGCCGAUGUCUUCCUUAGCGCAAUCCGACAACUCUGGAUCUACAACGUGAUACUCCGGGUCUACUUCUUCCUUGUCCGCCGUCGGUUGUCUUAGACCUUUAUCCAGUAGGUUCUUGUACCAAGCAAAAGUUUCGUUGUCUUCCCAUUUUUCUUAGUAACAUUACAAACUCGCUUAAUUUCCUGUAUACCAAUGAUUUUCUUGAGUUUUUAACCAAUAAAAUCCUUCCAAUCCCAAUACUGCCACAGCACUUUCAGAUUCCCAAGUUCUCCAAAGAUAUUUCAAUCUUCUUCCCUUAAUUUCCGAAUCCUUUUUGCAGAUUUUCUUUAUCUGAUCGAAUAGUGUGUCCGCAGGUAGAAAGCCAAAACGCCAACAUGUGGAUAUUAAAAGAAUUUUUAUUUUGGCCCCCACAUUCAUUAGCAAAUAGUCUAACCAGUUUGCAACUCUCUGGAAAAUCGUGGUUUGUCAAGAACUGGUAUAAGGUCUAUCCUAUCUCAUUCGGUCUCCUUUUCGCUUGAUGCUCUAUCCAAGUAUAAAAGUAAGGGCGUCUUAUACUAGGUUUGUUAUACAACAGUCGAAAUAUACUGUAAAACUGUUUUCCGGGCUUUCUUUCAAAAAAUUGUGGAAUUGUUCAGCCAUCGAUUUACGAAUUCCCUGUUUAGUUUUAGAUUAUCCUUUCAAAACUGCAUCCUUUGUGAAUUUAGUUGUAUUUUUUAAGUGUAUACAUAGACUGCAUACAUCUGUUUUUGAAGGUGGUAGAUAAUGGUACAGAGAAAACAUCUUGUCGAACUUGCAUUGUCUUAUUUAUUUAAUGUAAUACGACGUUUCGGUUGGUAAGUAUCUCCAAACGUUAUCAAGUGUAAACGUCGUGUUACAUUAAAUAAAUAAGACAAUGCAAGUUCGACAAGAUGUUUUCACUGCAUACAUCUGUCACGGGAUUUCCAAAGCCGAAAAUUUUAAUUUCGGCUUUCGAAAUGAUGAAGGAUGAAAUGGAUGAAAUGAUAAAAAAUAUCGACAAACGAGAUUUAAGUUCGGCUCAACAGAGUCAUUAUAAAGUCUUGAUAGUUUCGCUAUGCUUAAAUCUGAUGAAAGAUACAGUAUAUAUUUGAUGCCUUAUAAUACUAACAACAUAACUUGGAAUUAUAAUAUUCUGAUCCGCUCUGGGUAUUUAGCUCUUUUAGUCUCUAUACCUCUGGCUUAUCUCAGUCAACGCAGGAAGUGGUAUGAUAUGAGCAUGAAAUAAAAUUAAAAAAUAGGCAGUCAAACCUUAUAAAUAAUUCUCUUUGAUUUCUGAUCAUUAUAAUGACUUUCAGGUGCAGUUAAAUCCCCAAUAAAUUUUUGCACUAUAUUUUCGCAGCAUAUUGUUAAUUACUCAUAUAUUGUCAUUUAUACAUCAUAUUUUUUCUUUCUUCGAUCAUCGCCUCUGUUUUUUCUUUGAGGAUGUUUUACUUCAAUCAAAUGGGAUACUUUAUUAUCUAUCUAUAGUCACUUUUACAGGUUGUCUAUAUACAAACUUUCUAAUAAUUUUAACGUCUUCUGUAGUAACUAUAUGGCACUAAAGCGCAGUUUUUAAAUGCUUGCACUUUAUUUAAAAAUCUUUCGCAUUAGGUUUAUGAUUCAUGUAUUUUAUAAAGAAUAUAAAACAACUUUGUUGCUAACCUACUAAACUUAUAGUCAAACUUACCGUAUUUUUUUCGUUUGUCUUGUUUAGACAUAGUUUGUUUCUUUCUCUCGAACCAUCAGAUGCCUUACUUAUAACCACUAAACUACUAUCAUCCAUUUUUAGGUUUGGCAACUAUAAUUAACUAUUAUUCACUUUUAAAAUAAUGCAUAAUUUAGCAGCAAAAAAUCGCAAAAGUCUAAUAUGCACACUACACAACUGUCGGUAAACAACUAAACUAUUAACAACUGAAUUUCUCACUUAUUCCAAGAAAUGCUGCAUUUAAAUGAAAUUCGUAAAAGUUUGAUAUUUAUCUAAAACUGCGGUUUGCAGACCACCUCCUCAAACAUUAACUAAGGAAUUGAUAAUUAUAAACCCCUAAUCAAAUAGCUAGUGGCUUUAGAGUGAUUGAUUCUUAAUUAAAUUAUUUUUCUCAACUUUUGUUAAGUAUUGAUUAACUUAUACAACUCCUAACUCUAAUACAAUCUCGUUGUUUUGUAUAUGUAAAGAAAUGAGUUUCAUGUCCAUUUAAGUUAUGCAUAAUUUGUAGGAGUUUAUAAGAAUUAAUUUUGAGGAUGAAAUGCUUAAUGAUAAAAAACGAAUUUUUAAAAUAUAACAAAUAGUAUCAAGGUAAAAUAGUCUUGUUUAUUAUUAAAUUUAGACCAAAUUUUCCUUUGACCAAAAAAAAAUUAAUUUAAGAUAUUUUUUUGUUUUUUUAGUAUUUUAGAAUACUGCUUAUUUUUAUGGAGAACCUGCUACAGAUAAAUGUUAAAGGUCUUGUUUAAAACUUUAUAUGAUAAAAUAUUGGCACUGUUGGGAAUUUAUUGCUACUAAUUAAAAACAAGCAGAAAGUCAGCUGUUUUAAUUUUCCAAAAAAUCUAUGCAGAGGAAUAACAGCAUAAAAUAAAAAGAAUAAAAUAAUAGUAGUAGUUUACCCAAACAGCUCUUAAAUUUUUUGUUACGUUGCCACCAAAAUGCCAAAACAAUUUUAAUCAAACAAUAGGUUAAAUAAUUGUAACUUAUAGUAUUUAAGAACAAGUCAAAAUAGUUUUAUUCAUGUUAUUUAACAAUACAAUAAUUUUUACUAAUACCUAUAGUUAAAAAGUACUUAAAACGUCAAUUUAGUUUUAUCAAUAAUAAUGCUACUAAUUGUUAACUUUAGGUUUUCGUAAUGCCAAUAAUCAAAACAGUUUACCUAUUUCUACAUAUUGCCAAAUCAAAAUAUAACGAUCAAUUUAAUAUGACGAAUCAAAUGAUCUUCCUGAGAAACAAAAGUAUUGACAAUAUGGUGAAACCAUUCAAUGAACAAAAUUUUAUAUUCUCCAAAAAAAAUUUUUUUUUAAUCUUUACUUUACCAAAAAACUGUUUUUAUGAAUAGCGAUAAUGUAUAAUAGUCAAUUUAGGAUGAAAAACAUUAUUAAGGCGCUAACUGAUAAUCAGUUCUUAAGAUAUAUAAAAAAAUAUCUAUGUGAUCCUUAGAUAGUAAAUAAAUUUAGCAAAACACAUGUUAUUUUUACAAAUGAUUUGAAUAGUAUAUCGUUUGUUUCUUAUUACUUAUGUGUUCUUUGUAGAUAUAUGUUAUAAAAAUAGUAUUUUUUUACAUUGUAUGAUUAUAGAGGUUAAAAUCGAAACAUUAUUUUUUAACUAGUCCAAUGGAACAACCAAAGUUUUUCUUUUUGUAAAAAAUAUUUUCUUUAUAUUUAUGGGCCAACGCGGUAUAAAUAUUCAUUGUAUAUAUAUAUGCAUUUAAUUUAUAUAGAGAUGACAUCAGUGUCACCCUAUGCAUUUAGUUUUAGUUUGCCUUAUUUUUGUACUUAUUUUUUUCCUUAAUUAUAGUAGUUUUUGUAAAAUAAUUAGUAUAAUGUAACAAAAUAAUUUCGGUCGAAAAUAAAUGUUUUAGUUUA